Molecule: messenger RNA, 543 nt
Organism: Trichoplax adhaerens
Lineage: Eukaryota; Metazoa; Placozoa; Uniplacotomia; Trichoplacea; Trichoplacidae
Exons: 7
Coding region: 1-543 (180 amino acids)
Source: RefSeq, a predicted model, not a curated record
AUGUCAACGCAAAAUCGAAAUCCAAGUCAUAACAGCGAUGCAAAAAAGACUGGUGAAGCAACUAAAACCUCUCUCAAAGAUGGUAGUUCUGUAACCAAGAGGUUGCAACGGGAACUGAUGACUUUAAUGAUGUCAGGAGAUUAUGGUAUAUCUGCUUUCCCUGACAACAAUAAUAUGUUUCGGUGGAUUGGUACUAUUAUUGGUGCGAAAGGAACUGUUUACGACAGUCUAGAGUAUAAAUUAACCCUGGAAUUUCCAAGCGGUUAUCCUUACAAAGCCCCAACAAUUCGCUUCGAAACACCUUGCUAUCAUCCUAACGUUGACCAAUGGGGUAAUAUAUGCUUGGAUAUAUUAAAGGAAGAAUGGUCUGCCCUAUAUGAUGUAAGAUCAAUAUUAGUAUCGCUCCAGAGCUUGUUAGGAGAGCCAAAUGUUAAAAGCCCAUUGAAUACCCAAGCUGCCAGCUUAUGGGAAAAUCAAGAAGAAUACAAGAAGGUGUUAUUGGAAAAAUACCGCAGUGCUACCUCUCAGUCUAAAUCAAAAUGA